This is a messenger RNA of Wasmannia auropunctata (little fire ant), 1743 nucleotides long. RefSeq names its product transmembrane protein 115. The coding region runs from base 66 to 1157 and encodes 363 amino acids. The record is from RefSeq and is a predicted model, not a curated record. NCBI's taxonomy places the organism in Eukaryota, Metazoa, Arthropoda, Insecta, Hymenoptera, Formicidae. Gene Ontology annotation, biological process: retrograde vesicle-mediated transport, Golgi to endoplasmic reticulum. Gene Ontology annotation, cellular component: membrane; Golgi apparatus. The transcript has 4 exons.
UCCUCUCCUUCCAGAAGGGGGGGAGCGCGAGAAAAGAGAGGUUAGGCUUGUGCUCUCGCGCGGCGAUGGCGGCGAUAAAGGGCCUGGGUAGGAAUAUUCCCUACCUGAGGCAACAGGCUGCGGCCCUGCUCGGUAACACUAGCACCAGCGUGAAAUUCAUCUGCGUGGUGGUGCUCGUAUCCUAUUGCCUGUCCUACUCCGAGGAGGCGGUGCGCAUCCUGAGCGUGACGCCAGGUUACCUGCUGCCGCCGGUCUUCUGGUUCUGGACGGCCUUCAGCUUCUGCUUCCUCGAGAUACACUUCUGGGAGGUGUGCGUGGACGUCGUCACCGUCGGGCUAUGCGGCAAGCUGAUCGAGCCCCUCUGGGGCGCCUUCGAGAUGAUGACGUUCUUCGCCAUCGUCAACUUCGGCGUCGCCGUGCUCUCGGCGCUCUUCUACCUGUUUCUCUACAUGUGCACCAGCAACCCGGAUAUGCUCUUCAGCAUACACAUACACGGCUUGACCGGCUACAUCGCAGGAGUCGCGGUGGCGGUGAAGCAAAUAAUGCCAGAUCAUAUCUUAAUCAAGACACCCAUUGGGAAGAUAACGAAUAGAAAUAUACCUUUAAUGGUAUGGAUCGUGGGACUGAUAUUAUGGCUCGUCGGAUUACUAGAGGGUACUCAUCCCACCAUGUUUCUCAGUGGAUUGUUGAUAUCUUGGGUAUACUUGAGAUUUUAUCAGAAGCAUAAUAAUGGCACUCGAGGCGAUAUGGCGGACAAUUUCACAUUUGCAAGUUUUUUUCCAAAUGUCUUGCAACCACCGAUAGCAGUGGUGAGUAACACUAUACACGGAUUUUUCGUGCGGAUCGGACUGUGCCGGAAAGUAGUUAGAAGAUUUGACAUGUCCAACACGCCGCCUGGCCUGGUUAUCAAUCUUCCUGGUAUUGAUCCUCACGAUAGCGAACGACGACGGCAAAUAGCGUUGAAAGCGUUGAGCGAGCGAUUAAGCAGAGAUCACGCGAAACCUUGGCAACCGGACAGGGCUAAGAAACACUCCCCAGUGCCUCCCGCGGUUUCCAUACCGAUACCUGAAUCCACCACACCGAAACCACUCGCGUCUCCACUCAUUCCACAAGUCAAUGUCAAUAUACAUAAUCAUCCCUCUAGCAGUAGCACGUGAUUAUACGAGACUGACUGAUUUCAAUAGGUUUACAAAUUACAUUGAAAAGCUUCUAAAGAUUAAACAUAAGUGUAAAGCCCAGGCUUAUCAAUAUGGCUAUAUUCAAUAAUGGGUGCAAUCUUAUUUUUUAAAAUAAUUUAAAUUAUAUAUCUGUAGAGAGAGAGAGAGAGAGAGAGAGAGAGAGAGAGAGAGAGAGAGAUAGAAUGUGUUACUACUAUAAUUUAAGCAUUAAAAUUUUUUCAUGGAGUGAGUUAAAUUUCAUGAAAACUUAAUGUACGAUUCAAUUCAUUAACAGUUAUUUGAACACAGUAAAUCUUAUUCUCAUAAUAUUUACACUUGUUGAAACAAUAGAAUGUCAUAAAAAAAACUUCUUGAACUUCAGUUUUCGAAAUCUGAAAAUUUAUAAGACUUUAAUGCCACUAUACUAUAAUUGCUAUCUUUUUUUAUUAUUAUUGGAAAUUAUUGGAAAUGUGAGUUGCAACUAUUUUUUGAUCUUUCUUUAUGUGAAAAGAAUUGAUAUUAAUUUUACAAUGAAUUAAAUAUGAAAAAACUUCCUGAUUAGAACAAAAAUUAAUAUACUGCCAUU